CCAACAAGGCAAGAGUUGGUCGUACAAACCGCACACAGAAGUUAUUUGCGGAAAACGUGCGCGUUACUCCGUUAACGUCAAUUUCUUGGUUUCACUUGGACGAACAAACAGGGCAGCUGCAAUGUGGAUUCAAGUUCGCACAAUGGAUGGGAAGGAAACCCACCGGGUGGAUUCCCUGUCCAAACUCACCAAGGUAGAUGAGCUGCGUCUCAAAAUCAGCGAGAUCUUCAAGGUGGAGCCAGAGAGGCAGAGGCUGUUCUACCGUGGCAAGCAGAUGGAGGAUGGCCAUACCAUAUUCGACUACAACGUGGGUCUUAAUGACAUAGUGCAGCUGCUUGUUAGGCAGAAGAUGCAGCCCAUCAAUGUCGUCAAAAGCAAGGACAAAGAAGCUGAGCUCUCCGACUCCGAUUCUGGUUGUGGCUCAACCCAGAGUGAGUCUGACAAGAGCUCAACUCACAGUGAGGUAGAGGGUCAGACCGCCGGCACCUCUGCCCAGACGACCCCAGAGCUCAUCGACCCAGGGUUUGGAUUUUACAAGAUCAAUGAGCUGGUUGAUGCAAGGGAUUUGAACAUGGGGGCGUGGUUUGAGGCCCAGAUUGUGAAUGUUACAAAGACGGAAAAGACGCCUAAAGAAGAGGGUGCUGAGGCGCAGCCAGCGGGGGAGGAGAUACUGUACCAUGUUAAAUAUGAAGACUACCCAGAAAACGGAGUGAUUCAGUUGCUGGCCAAGGAUGUUCGUCCACGAGCCCGCACAGUGUACCAGUGGCACCAGCUGGAGCCACAAAUGGUCGUUAUGGUCAACUACAAUCCAGAUGACCCCAAGGAGCGUGGCUACUGGUAUGAUGCUGAGAUCCAGAGGAAGAGGGAGACACGCACCGUGCGAGAGAUCUAUGCCAAGAUUAUCCUUGGUGAUGCUGGUGACUCUCUUAAUGACUGCCGGAUCAUGUUCCUGACUGAAAUCUACAAAAUCGAGGAGCCUGGUUCCCUGGGUGACGCCCCAGCUGGAUCUGAGAGUCCACUAAAAAGGUCAAAUGGACCUGAAUGCAAGCACUGUAAGGACGAUCCCAAGAAAAACUGUCAGUGGUGUAACUGCCAUAUCUGCGGCAUCAAGCAGGAUCCUGACAAACAGCUGCUGUGCGAUGAAUGUGACAUGGCCUAUCACACUUACUGCCUGAACCCUCCACUCACCUCCAUCCCUGACGACGAGGACUGGUAUUGCCCAGGUUGCCGUAAUGACGCCAGUGAGGUCGUGUUGGCUGGAGAGAAGCUGAAGGAGAGCAAGAAGAAAGCCAAGAUGGCAUCUGCCAGCUCCUCCAGCCAGAGGGACUGGGGCAAGGGAAUGGCUUGCGUUGGUCGAACCAAGCAGUGCACCAUUGUCCCGUCCAACCACUACGGCCCAAUCCCCAGCAUCCCUGUCGGUUCCCUGUGGAAGUUCAGAGUGCAGGUUAGUGAAUCUGGCGUCCACAGGCCUCAUGUAGCUGGCAUUCAUGGCAGGAGCAACGAUGGUGCCUACUCUCUGGUCCUGGCAGGAGGAUAUGAGGAUGAUGUGGAUGAUGGUAAUGAGUUCACUUACACUGGGUCUGGAGGGCGAGAUCUUUCUGGAAACAAGAGGACCGCUGAGCAGUCGUGUGAUCAGACACUUACCCACAUGAACAGGGCGCUGGCUCUAAACUGCAAUGUGCCUGUCAAUGACAAAAACGGAGCUGAGGCCAAGAACUGGAAAGAAGGCAAACCCGUUAGAGUUGUGCGCAGCUGCAAAGGUCGCAAGCAUAGUAAAUACUCCCCUGAGGAAGGAAACAGAUAUGAUGGGAUAUAUAAGGUGGUGAAGUACUGGCCAGCCAAAGGCAAGUCUGGCUUCUUGGUCUGGCGUUAUCUGCUUAAGCGUGAUGAUGAUGAGCCAGCACCGUGGACCAGAGACGGCAAGGAACGCAUCAAGAAGCUUGGUCUCACCAUGCAGUAUCCUGCUGGCUAUCAGAAAGAGAAAGAGAACAAAAAUGAAGUGGAGGAGGAGGCGGCAACACCCAACAAGUCAAAGAGGAAGAGAAAAUCUCAGGCCAGUGAAUCCCCCAAGACCUCACCAGCAAAGACUCCCAAGAAAAUAAAGGUAGAAGUGUACAAGCUCACCCAGGAGCAGAAAGGUCUUAUCAAGAGUGAUGCACCAAACAAAAAGCUGUGGGAUGAAGCCAUGGAGUCACUGUCACUUGGACCGAAAUUCUUGAACAAAGUUGAAGAAGUUUUCCUCUGCAUUUGCUGCCAAGAAGUGGUCUAUAUGCCCAUAACCACAGAGUGCCAACACAAUGUCUGCAGGGAAUGCCUGCAGCGGUCCUUCAAAGCAGACGUGUACACCUGCCCGGCCUGCAGGCACGACCUGGGCAAAAACUACUCCAUGACCGUCAACAAAUCCCUGCAAGAUAUUCUAAAUCAGUUUUUCCCAGGGUACAGCAGCGGGCGAUGAUCAUUGGCUCGGUCUACUCAGCCCUCGAGGAAACGCGAUGUAAACUGUAAGGGGAAUUUUCAGUAGAGGCAAUAAAGAAUCAGUUUCUCUUAAUAUAUUUUUAUGAUUUAUAAAACUACAAUUUUUGUGGACUUCAAUGCUGCCAUUUUUCACCUUGGAUCUGCCAUGACGUGUAGUGAAAGAUAAAUUGAAAAUUCCUUUUUGUAAUUGUACCAUUACUCCGUUAAUACUUUACACCGUGAUUUUACUCCCAGCGUUUUCAUUUUGUACCAUUAACUAAUGCUAAUGUUAUCCAUAUUGUUAAAUGUUUGUUACCUUUAACUAAAUCCCUCCAUUUUUAGCACUCCUUAAGAGAAUGUUGAGUCAAAAGUGGUUUAGCCAUUUGCCCAAGUUGUUUGGAGGUUGUUUUGUACGAGGCUUUUAUUAGAAUCCAGAUCAUAUCUGGUGUGCCUUUAGUUUGGCUGUGGUUAGUCGUCAUUUUGGUGCAAUUUUUUAACAUCUGUCAAUGUCAACUGUCUGACCAUCAUCUGACCUGGAAGGCUCCAUUAUGUGACUCCUGUAGCUCUGUACUUGUCUUUACUUUAAUUUUUAAAUACCUGGUUUAGGGUUCAGUUGACCAACUAGAUAAAAGUAGACAAACCAUCAACAUAGUCAGGGUUUGAAAUAUGCACCAUCCACCGGCCAAAUGCUGGUAAAAUAUGCACGUGGCUGCCAGAAACAAACAAUAGUGGCCAGUAGAUUCUGGAAUCCAUCAGCCACAGUUGCAGGUGGACAUAAACUGCAUAAUAUAAUCUUGACAGGCUUCCAAAUGUAACGCGUUGCAUUUGUGCUGACUUGGAUCAGAUGAUUUCAAUUGCAGUAACAUGACAAGUGAUCAGAGCUCCAUAACAUGUAGAUGAGACCCUGUGAUACAAGCACAAACUGAACCACUUACAUUUUUUUUGUUUGUUUUUCUGCUGGACAGUCUGAGAGUGUCGUGUCAGGGAAUGGUGUCAUCAAAUGUGGUUGGACAGUUUGUGUAUUGGUUCCUUAAAUAUUGUCAUACCCUAAUGUUAUAUUUGUAUGUGAAGCUUGUGAGGUUUGGUUUAAAAGUUACUAUGAAUUUGAUACAAUCGGCUAAACAUUAUAGAUUCUUAAGCCCAUUAUAUACUGCGGUGAAGAUUUGAAUUUCCCCAGUUCACUUUUAAUAAAGUCCAAAGAAACGAAACUACUUAACCAAGAGUGUAAUGUAGGUCUCCCAUAUAUCUAGCUCUUUAGACUUUGCCCUCACUCAAACCUAAGUGAGUCUAGAAACCUUAUUUGUAUUUUUUGCUAAAAUUAAAAUUUGUACUUUUUCAUCUUUUAUAAUCUAUUACUGCCAUCUGGG
Molecule: messenger RNA, 3821 nt
Organism: Epinephelus fuscoguttatus (brown-marbled grouper)
Lineage: Eukaryota; Metazoa; Chordata; Actinopteri; Perciformes; Serranidae
Gene: uhrf1
Product: ubiquitin-like with PHD and ring finger domains 1
Exons: 17
Coding region: 122-2455 (777 amino acids)
Biological process (GO): negative regulation of gene expression via chromosomal CpG island methylation
Molecular function (GO): protein binding; ubiquitin protein ligase activity
Source: RefSeq, a predicted model, not a curated record